Hippocampus zosterae (dwarf seahorse) is the source of this 1104-nucleotide messenger RNA. RefSeq names its product RNA-binding protein 7-like. Gene Ontology annotation, cellular component: nucleus. Gene Ontology annotation, biological process: regulation of alternative mRNA splicing, via spliceosome. The record is from RefSeq and is a predicted model, not a curated record. Gene Ontology annotation, molecular function: single-stranded RNA binding. NCBI's taxonomy places the organism in Eukaryota, Metazoa, Chordata, Actinopteri, Syngnathiformes, Syngnathidae.
CAUUAAACAUGACGUCACGGGCCUAGCUUGUUUUCUUUUCUUUCUUUUUUUUUUUAAUCAAAGCUUUUGCUAGCGCGUGUUAGCAUCUCCCGGAGACGAGCUAGACUAGCCACAUUAUAAUGGGGAUCGAAGACGAAGCUGACCGGACGCUUUUUAUCAGGAAUUUGGAUAUGCGAGUGACUGAGGAGCUUUUAUUCGAGCUAUUCUUACAGGCAGGACCUCUCAUCAAAACCAAAAUUCCAAAAGACGUUGGUGGCAAACAGAAAACAUUUGGUUUCGCUGUGUACAAACACGAGGAGUCGGUGCCGUAUGCCAUGGAGCUCCUCGACGGGACGCCCCUGUUUGGUAGAAUGAUCCAUGUGCAAUUCCGAGCAGGCAGCACCUACAGCAACAAUUCUGGGAACUUCAAUCCUACAAGUACUCCAAAUCCCCGCAGAUUGAGGGUGCCGCCGCAGUUCACGUCUCCUCCAUACACUCCGCCAGCAGGAGUAUACUGCUCCGCAGGCAGCUUCAGACAUAAUCGGCAGCAGCAACACAACAGGAACUAUCACCAGCAGAAUGCCUGGGGGGGCGGCGACCUUCAUCACAACAGGCAACAGAGGAGUUUUUACCGUGGUUACCACGAUAGUCGUUGGAGACGAUACUGAUGUAAGGGAAAAGAGACUCUUUUUUUGACAAUAUCUGUAUGCUCAGGUUGUUUUGUAUAUGAACAAAAAAUGAUUUGUAUGUUAACCCUUUUUUUUUUUGGUUUACAAUUUUAACGUUUUUAAAAUUGUAUUUUAUGUGACACAAACCUCACAGAUCACAUUUGGCCAAUGACAGAAAUGUGAUUCUUGUUUAAAUAGACGGGAUGGGACAGGACUUGGCCUUUUGGCCUGUUUUUUUGUAUCAUUUAACUAACAAUAUUAAUCAUGGUGCUCAGAGUAAUUGUACAAUGUUCAGGUAAUUUGCAAAAAACGACGACAAAAAAAAUCCACCAGCACCCCUUCUGCAAUGUUGAGUUUACUAAAAAUGUUCCUUUAUUCUUUUUUUUAACCUUGAUUUUCUUAAGGCAAAUGAGUGAUGUUUUAAAACAAUCCUGAUUAUAAACAUGAUUUGGCUGAA